GGAUGUAAAUGAGUAUUGGGUUUCGUCGCAUUGGAAAGAUGAAAUUCUCCGCGUAUAAGCGCUAUACCACUGUUGUAUAUAUACGCAAAAGUUUGUAUAGGAGAUGUAAGUCUGCCAAUUAAAAAUUCCGUUUCGGUUGGCUACUGUAGUAUUCCUGGUGUGCCAUUGAUGAAUAAACGAUCGUUGUCGGUACAGUUUCGUCGGAAACAGGUAGUACGAGUGUUUUUCCCCCUUUGUUGCCGUGUUAUAUAUCACACGCAUCUACUUCCGAUCCGUGAACAAAUCUACUGACAUCGAAGCGAUCAGUGUGACGGCAGAUGCGUGUCGGUAAAGUGUGUUUUGGUUAUCGCGAUCGUACGGCGCAAGUAAACAGUGAAACAGAAUUUUUUACUCGUAUUCUCCAGGCGGAUACCACUGGUCGCAGUAAAUCGCGGAAACAUGUCAAAUUACACAAUAAACUCGUUACCUAGUGAAAUAAUCGUGCGCAUUUUAGAGGACAAACAACUCGGCUUCUCCGAUGUGAUUAAUCUCAGUUUUACGUGCAAAAACUUGCAUAAAAUCAUUGACAACGACAAUGAACUGUGGAAGAGGAAGUUUUUUCAAAGAUGGCCAAUUCUGGAAGAAAUAUAUAGGACUAAUAAACCAAAAGGUUGUAUUGUAAAUUGGAAGGAAGAAAUUGAGAUUAGUUUAAACAUCAGAAAAAAAUUAUUAUAUCAGUUAUCCUUAAUGUCUAGUAAACACUAUAGGCAGGGUGAGUUACCAAAUUCUGCAUUUAAAGUGUUUGAUCCUCUCUUUCGUGUAGAGGAUGGUGCUCACCCCUUUGCUUAUUAUUUUCUUGUGGAUGAACUGAUCAGCUUAAUUAAAGCCCCUGCACUAACCAACAAUUUAACACAUAGAUAUUAUGCUCUCAAAGUAGUUGAAUACUUGAAGCAGAACCAUUUAAAGAAAGAAUGGCAGAAGUUUAUAUCUCUACCACCAAGUGAACAAACUUUAGAAAAGGGUGCAACCAUUGUAGCACAGUGGGGCCAACCAGAGAGGCAUGUGACAUACUCCUAUAUAUUAUCUCUGUUAGAUACUAUUGCAGAGCAAACCAAAGCACUACUCAAAGAGCGUUAUCCAGCUCAUUCCAUAUUCUCAACAUCACCAGAACAAUUCGCGUUUUGGAAAAAUAACAUUAUCGAUGAUAAUCAAUGGAGCGUUCCAGAGACAAAACAAAUAACAGAUGCACUAUGCAAAGUAUUAUUCUACAAGUUUGGAUUUUAUGGUAGUAAUGAAAUGUAUUAUUCCUCAGAAAAUUCAUUUCUAGAUCGUGUUUUGGAACACACGCGUGGUAUUCCUAUAACUCUAGCGAUAGUAUUCGAAAGCGUUGCUCGAAGACUCGGUGUACGUUGCGAACCAGUCAUUUUUCCAUCCCAUUUCUUACUGCGAUGGAAGGAAACAUAUGGACCUGACUCUGAAAAUGUGGAAAAUUUUUAUAUCGACGUCUUCAAUGACGGUGAAUUUAUAACCAAGGAUAAUUGUCCCCGUAUUAGUGGCGUUUCAAAAUGUCCGAUAGAAAAGUAUAAUGUCCAUAGGCCAGCGACAGCCGUGGAAGUAGUAAGAAGAAUGGCGAGCAACUUAGAGAUAGGUGUGAGGCAACAAACACAUAUGAAUUGGAGAAUCUCAAGAUUACGUUCUACACUUGAACUUCGGCACAUGGUGCAACCUAAUGAUCCCGAUCCAAUUUUAAAGCUGGGUUCCUUAUACGUCGAACAAAAUAUAGAUUUAACAGAACUCACGGAUAUGUUAAGAACUCUGCAGAUGGACUCGAAAUCAUCAGACUGCUGGCAAGCAAGGGUAAUUUUUUAUGAACUUGAAAGAAGACAAAACGAGUUGUUACCAGUGGUAGAGGAAGUAGCACCGAAAAAGAGAGGGCCGGAUGUUUUGUAUGCGAUAGGAAUGAUUAUGAAGCAUAAAAUUCAUCAGUUUUUAUGCGUGAUAACAGGGUGGGAUCCAAUCUCCACAGCAACAUCGUCCACAAUUGUAAUGGCUAUACGUGAAUUAAAAAAAGGUGAAAAGCAACCAUUUUACGAAGUACUCGCAGAUGAUGGAUCGUAUCAGUAUAUAGCCCAAGAAAAUUUGGUCGUGGCUGUGGAACCGGAAUGGAUUAAUAAUCGUCUUAUCGGUAAAUACUUCUAUAAAUUCAAUGGUAUGUAUUAUUUACCAAACGAGGAAAAAGCGAAAGAAUAUCCAGAAGAUGAGGAAGCUCGUAAUAGAUACUUGCAAAAACUUUUUAACAAAGGCUAUUUACGAACUGAGACGUGCACAUAGUAAUAAUAAUGAAAUAAGUAUUAAUUCAUUAGAGAAAUGCACAGAUAAUACUGUAACCAAAAAAAAAAUU
This is a messenger RNA of Nomia melanderi (Alkali bee), 2380 nucleotides long. Its product is annotated as F-box only protein 21. Gene Ontology annotation, molecular function: protein binding; DNA binding. The record is from RefSeq and is a predicted model, not a curated record. NCBI's taxonomy places the organism in Eukaryota, Metazoa, Arthropoda, Insecta, Hymenoptera, Halictidae.